AUGGAUGCGAAAGGGAGCGGCGGCGAAUCGGGAAUAUCGUCUGAGAUCCUUGAGGACUCGAAAUCAAAGGGUUUGGCGGCGGCCCAUGGGAGCAUAAGCAGCAAGGACAUGAUUUUCCGGGCGGAUAAGAUCGACCUCAAGAACCUCGAUUUGCAGCUCGAGAAACACCUCAGCCGGGUCUGGUCGAGAAACACAGACAACAACGAGAGCAAGAACAAGCCGAAAGAGAUAUGGGAAAUCGACCCCUCCAAGCUCGAAAUCCGGUACCUUGUGGCUCAGGGGACUUAUGGGACGGUGUAUAGGGGAACCUAUAAUUCUCAGGAUGUUGCUGUGAAACUAUUGGAUUGGGGAGAAGAUGGCAUGUCCACAGCUGCCGAGACUGCCGCACUUCGAGCCUCAUUUAAGCAGGAAGUUGCUGUCUGGCACAAGCUCGACCACCCGAAUGUCACUCGAUUUAUUGGUGCUUCGAUGGGGACUUCGCAAUUUAAAAUCCCUUCAAAAAACCCGUCCGAGGGUUUUACAACACUACCCUCGAGGGCGUGUUGUGUCGUUGUGGAAUUUGUUACUGGUGGGACCCUCAAGAACUAUUUGUACAAGAACAGGAAGAAGAAGCUCCCUUUGAAAGUUGUGGUCCAACUUGCUCGGGAUUUAUCCAGAGGACUGAGCUAUCUCCAUUCAAAAAAGAUUGUGCAUCGUGAUGUGAAAGCUGAGAAUAUGUUGUUGGAUAAUAAUAAAACAUUGAAAAUCGCUGAUUUUGGUGUUGCUCGUGUUGAAGCUCAGAAUCCUAGAGACAUGACGGGUGAAACGGGAACCCUUGGCUAUAUGGCACCCGAGGUACUGGACGGAAAACCAUAUAACAGAAAAUGUGAUGUGUACAGUUUUGGAAUAUGCUUAUGGGAAAUAUACUGUUGUGAUCUUCCAUACACAGACCUUAGCUUUGCAGAAAUCUCCUCUGCUGUUGUUAGACAGAAUCUGCGGCCUGAAAUACCUCGGUGUUGCCCGAGUUCUCUGGGGAACGUGAUGAAAAAGUGCUGGGAUGGAAACCCUGAGAAAAGGCCAGACAUGGAUGAGGUUGUGAGAUGGUUGGAAGCUAUAGACACAAGCAAAGGAGGAGGCAUGAUACCUGAGGACCAGGCUGCCGGCUGUUUUUGCUUUGCUCCAACUCGCGGUCCUUGA
This is a messenger RNA of Striga hermonthica, 1176 nucleotides long. The record is from the annotation of a GenBank genome assembly. Lineage: Eukaryota; Viridiplantae; Streptophyta; Magnoliopsida; Lamiales; Orobanchaceae.